Messenger RNA from Ictalurus furcatus (blue catfish), 1758 nucleotides. RefSeq lists its product as uncharacterized. NCBI's taxonomy places the organism in Eukaryota, Metazoa, Chordata, Actinopteri, Siluriformes, Ictaluridae. Gene Ontology annotation, molecular function: monoatomic cation channel activity. The record is from RefSeq and is a predicted model, not a curated record. Bases 289 to 1197 code for a protein of 302 amino acids. The transcript has 2 exons.
UGCAUGUAAAUCUAUUGUAUGAGACCUCUAAAACAAAAUUAGGCACGUUUCAAAAACCAUAAUAGGUGCACUUUAAUGUUACUUUAGCCCAUUUGACAAGGACGGAACAGAGGGUUUUGGGGAGUGUCUGACGGAGAUUUGGCAACCCUGUGAGAAACGUUGAGGAAGUUUUGUUUACAUUGUGCGGCUUUUCUGUAAAGCAGCUGCUUUACUUCUGAUCCAAAUAGCCUGUGGAGCACUAGAUAAUCCAGGCUCGUCGCUUGAUGUGCUUUAUAGAGUUGAUCCAACAUGGCGCGUAAUUCAGCAUGCCAGACUCCUUUAGACCCAGUGAGAAGGUUGCCAGUGAAGACAGGAAUCACAGUGCUGGUUACUGUUGUGUUUUUUAAGUGUUUAUUCUCGUGUCCGUGCGCGAGUCCGGAGGAAACCGCUGUGCACUGCUGGCUGUACCUGCUGCUUCCUGUAGGCAUCACGUUCUUCAUCGUCAUCCUGGUGGACACCCAGCUGCUGAAGCUGUGCCAGUGUUAUGUGUGCAGAUGUUGCGCGCGAGCAGAGAGCAGAUGUUGUGCGGCAGGCUGCUGUGACAGUGUGGAGUGCUGCUGCUGUGCUGCUGGUUACUGUUACAGACCGACACACUGCUGCGGGGAAGAGGUGUGUUACUGCUGCGCUCUUCUCGGGACCUACCUGCGGAGGGUUUUCUGCGCCUCGGCGCUGUGGAUCGUGGUCGCGCUGAUAGACGGAGACUGGUACGUCUGCAUCCGCACUGUGACUGCCAACGGGACCGGACAGCAACAGAUCGCCUGCAAGGACUUCCCAACACCGGAGGAAGCAGAAACUCUGAGGAAAUACAAUAGUGAGUCGCGGAUUAUCGCUUUGAUCAUCAUCCUGGGUCUUUCCUUCCUGCUGGUGGUAAGUACCGCGAUCACGAGCAGGUGGAAGCCGUACUACAAGUCGGUGUUUGAGGCGUAUGUGGAGCAAGAGACAGCAGCCAAGCUGGAAGAGAAGCUGCACGAGCAGGCCGUGGAAAGAGCAAAGCUUCUCAGCGAGACUGCGUUACGCUGCGUUCACAGUCAGCACGAGAACAGCGGACAGGGAGAGGGACACAUUCAGUACCAACCGCUAACAGAGACGGACGAGAACAUGUGGAGGAAAAUAUCCCACCCGGCAUUCCAUCUGCUAGGAGUGAGGAUCCAUUCCUGAGGUGUUCAGACAUCCAGGGCAUCGAGAGCGUCCCAUAUGAAUAUAUGAAGACCCAUCGAUGUGCGGGAGUCAAACGGCCCACGUUGACUCUUACGCUGUUAGCAGUGAUAAAAACAGACAAGCUAUACCACUCCAGUGAACCUGUAACUGACAAGCAUGGCUUAUGACAUAAUGCUAAAGCCUUGCUUUCUUUUUAAAACGCUAUUUAAGAACUAUUUAAACAAAAGAUCCGGUAUUAGGAAAAAAAAAACCUCUUUCAGUUUCAUUUUCAAGAAAAGCGCUCACAAACACUAUAGACGGUGACACAGUCGAGUUUGAGAAACCGGUUUCAGAUAAACAGGUUCCGAGUUUGAAAGUAGUACAAUGGGAGGAAACGUGGAAACGUGGAAACGUGUCAUGGCAUGUUGUCUUGCUGUUUUAACAUGUUAGAAGUUUCGAGAUGAUCGUCUACAGACGGUUAGAGCGGCAGAGAAUUGAAGGGUGUGUAAAGAGUUAUAAUAUCUGUUAUGUUAUAACCAGAUUCCGUUCUGACCCACAUCCUCAUUUACAUUUACGGCAUUA